UGGAAGCCCAAAGAAAUACACUUGCACGAGAGAGAGAGAGAGAGAGAGAGAGAGAGAGAGAGAGAGGAGCAUAGAGAGAGAAAGAAAGAAGGGCAAUUGAAAAGAAUUCACAUGGAAGGAAAGCUGCUAACAUCUCAUCCUCCGCCAUUUCACCAUUCCCCUUAAAACACAAUUAUCAAUCUUUGUUGUAGAGUUGUCGUUUCUUCCUUCAUAUGUGGUUUCUUCUUUUCUCUCUCUACAUCUCUUUCAAUUACACUUUUUAAACCCGCCCCUGCUUCGUGAUCUGGGAGGAGGGUAUUGAGAAGGGGUGGGGGAACGAUUUCGGAAAUAUGAUAUUUUUUUCCUGAGCUGAAUUUCGACGUGGAUUCAGAUCUGAGAGAUGGAGGAAAAGAGUGCGUUAAGUCAAGGGAGCGUCUUUAGAUCUCUGCUCGCCAUUGUUCAGUGGUGGUGUUUCAAUGUUACCGUGAUUAUCAUGAACAAAUGGAUCUUUCAGAAAUUGAAUUUCAAGUUCCCGCUAUCUGUAUCUUGUGUCCACUUUGUAUGCUCAUCCAUUGGAGCAUUUAUCGCAAUCAAGGUGCUAAAGAUCAAACCUCUUAUAGUGGUCGACCCUGAUGAUCGUUGGAAAAGAAUAUUCCCCAUGUCAUUUGUGUUCUGCAUAAACAUUGUGCUGGGAAAUGUGAGCUUGCGAUAUAUCCCAGUUUCAUUUAUGCAGACAAUAAAGUCGUUUACUCCUGCAACUACAGUUGUUUUGCAGUGGUUGGUUUGGAGGAAGUACUUUGAUUGGCGCAUUUGGGCUUCAUUGGUGCCUGUUGUUGGAGGAAUACUCCUGACAUCGGUGACAGAGCUUAGUUUCAAUGCUUUCGGAUUUUCUGCUGCCCUGCUUGGCUGCUUGGCAACUUCCACAAAGACUAUCCUUGCAGAGUCCUUACUGCAUGGGUACAAAUUUGACAGCAUAAACACGGUGUACUACAUGGCUCCUUUGGCUACCAUGAUACUUGGUGUGCCAGCAAUGCUACUAGAAGGCAAUGGGGUUCUGGAAUGGUUUCAUACGCACGAGACUAUCUACUCUUCCCUUUUUAUCAUAUUCCUAUCUGGUGUACUUGCCUUCUGCCUCAACUUUUCGAUCUUCUACGUGAUUCAUUCAACAACAGCUGUCACCUUCAAUGUUGCCGGGAACCUCAAGGUUGCAGUUGCCGUGCUGAUUUCAUGGUUGAUAUUCAGGAACCCAAUCUCAGCGAUGAAUGCUGUGGGAUGUGCUAUCACGCUCGGUGGAUGUAGUUUCUAUGGAUAUGUAAGGCAUUUGUUGUCACAACAGCCAGCCCCUCAAGGAACUCUGUGGACGCCCAAGACUGCAAGAAGCCGAAUGGAGUUACUGCCUCUUGUAAACGAUAAAUUAGAUGAUAAGGUCUGAAUUAGUGAAAUGAUUCUCCUAAGGAGAGGGGAGCUUUACAUGAUGAUGAUGAUGAUGAUGAUGAUGCUCUUUUGCAGUUGAGGCAACGUAGGGAGGAGUAAUUUGUACUAAUGUACAAGGAACUGAUGAAAUUCUGGAAAAUUAUUUAAAUGUGUUGUAGUGAACUUGAUUGAUUAACCAUACAAGUUCGAUACGAGUUUACUUUUGCUUGCUCAGGAAUAGGAAACGUGUUUUUCCAGCGGCCUACAUGUAUUAUCAGUCGAUUUCCAGUGUCUAGCUAGCUAGUAGUGGCAGGAGGACUAAGAUCCCCAAGAGAAUUGAUCUUUGUUCUUGAGAAUGGAAAAAGAAAGCUGGGC
Molecule: messenger RNA, 1767 nt
Organism: Linum tenue
Lineage: Eukaryota; Viridiplantae; Streptophyta; Magnoliopsida; Malpighiales; Linaceae
Source: the annotation of a GenBank genome assembly